ACAUUUCAGAAACACACAAGCAUUUGCUCUUCUAUUGCAUACCCUUUUCCAAACACCUUCUUCCUGCAAUAUCCUGAGAUGGCAACCCGUGAUUUCAUGCCCCCUCCCAGCACCGAUAAGGUACCGCCUGCCAGAAUUCCAGGUGGAGGGCACAGCUUUGUGACCGAUCACGCUAUAAAGCCCAGCAAAGAGCACGAACACCACACCCCCAAUCCCAUCCCGAGUAGUGCGCAGGUGGCUGCUCGGGGCAGACUGGGGAAGGCCGACCGUGCUCCCAACUUCUUUUCGUCGGAUGAUGCACUCACCAAGCAGAUUGUGGGCACUCAUGCUCCGGAUAUGGAAGAUCUCGAUGUCAGGCCAGUUCUUUCCAUCGUCGAGGAUAUCAUGCGUCUGGCUAGGCCAUCUAGUGCUGACACCACUCAUGUGGCUCAAACUCAAUCACAUGUAGACAAAUUGGAUGAUAAGGUCUCCCACAUUCCGUACCAUCAUGAUGACAAGAUCUACCAUACAGCUGAACACGAUGCAGAGAUUGUUAGAGUGCUGGCCUAUCCUAUCAACAAGACUUCCUGUGAGAUAAUCUGCAAAUGUGCUGGUGGAGGGGAAUCACAUGCAAUAACCAUGGACCUUCUGAAGUCACUUUCAAGCUACUCAUGGGACGCCAAGGUGGUCAUCACCCUUGCUGCAUUUUCCAUCAACUACGGCGAGUUUUGGCUGGUUGAGCACCAGCAUACCAAGAAUGCACUUGCCAAGAACAUUGCAACUCUCAAGGAUCUUCCUGACAUAAUCGCGCAUGCUGGGGAACUGAGAAAGAAGUUUGAGGCAGUUCUGAGCCUCCUAACUCAAGUUCUCAAGGUAACUCACUGCAUUAUAGAGUUCAAGGAGCUCCCCCCUCUGUACAUUAGCCGUGAAUCACCAGAAAUUACGGCUGCAACAGCUCACAUCCCCACAGCGGUUUAUUGGAUCAUAAGAGGUCUUCUGACCUGUUCAUCCACACUUCUCAACCUUGUUGGCAGCGGUCGUGAAUAUGUUACCUCCACUGCUGAGUCCUGGGAGAUACAAAAUCUGGCCCAUAAGCUCUCAGUCAUAUUGGAGCACUUGCAAGACCAAUUGAAGCAUUGCAAGGACUUAAUUGAUAGGAAGAAGGCAGAAGAUGCAUACAUUGCAUUCAAGAAACUUAUGGAAUCAGCUCAUAUUGACAACAUGAAAGUGCUCAGGGCAAUGAUUCGUUCGAGAGAAGACCAAAGGCCACUCUAUCACGGGUCAAGAAGGACAAAUGAACGCCUUGAAGAGCUGAGGCUGAAGUAUGUACUACUGCUGAUAUCAGACCUUGAGCUUCCUCACGAAGAACUAAACGUUCUCCAUUUGAUUUACAACCAACAUUCAAUGAGGCAUGAGUACGAGGUUCUCUGGUUCCCAAUCGUCAACUCAACAACCUCAACGGCCUCAUUAACCGAUCCAAUAUUCUACGACCUUCGGAAUAACCAUAUGCCUUGGUACUCAGUGGAUCAUCCUUCUUUGAUUGAGCCAGUAGCCAUUAGGUACAUCAGAGAGGUCUGGAAUUUCGUCCACAUGCCUAUGCUCGUUGUUUUGGAUCCUCAAGGGAAACCAUCCAAUCUUGAUGCUCUACCCAUGAUGUGGAUUUGGGGUAGUGCAGCUUUCCCCUUCACCAAAGCCCAGGAACGGGCUCUCUGGGCAGACACCACCUGGAACAUUCAAUUAUUAGCAGACGCCAUUGAUCCACGUAUUCCAGAUUGGAUCAAGGAAAACUAUGUUAUAUGCAUAUAUGGAGGCGACGACAUAGAAUGGAUUCGUAAGUUCACCCUGGCGGCCCGAGCAGCUGCCACCUCUCUACACAUCCACCUGGAAAUGCUCUACGUCGGAAAGCGCAACCCGAAGGAAAAAGUCCGCCUGUGCCACGAAGUAAUCGACAAGGAGAAGCUCAGCAAUGUCUUCUCAGUCACCGAGUACUACGACUACGUCUGGUACUUCUGGGUGCGCCUCUGGAGCAUGUGGAACUCCAAGAAGCAAAUGGGGAUGACUGUGGAGAACGACCGGAUUAUGCAGGAGAUCAUGGACGUGCUGGCUCUUGACAGCAGCGAGAAAGGGUGGGCGGUUUUCAGCCGGGCCAACUUUGAGAUAACCAAAUCAAAUGGUGACAAACUGCUGCCGGUGUUGGAGAACUACAGAGACUGGAUAUACAAGGUGGAUGACCCCAACAAGUUCGUGAUGGUGCUGGACGAGGAGCUGAAACGUGUCCACCCUGACCACCACUGCAACCGCCUGAUUCUGCCGGGCCACGCCGGAUACAUUCCUGAGCGGGUGGUUUGCUCCGAGUGCGGCAAGACAAUGGACAAAUAUGUUAUGUACCGCUGCUGCACGGAUUGAGGAGGAGGAGGAGUUUACGGGCAUUCAUCGUUCUGGAGGGUCCCUCUGCAAUCCUGAGAGUUAUUCCAUUUCUAUUAUACUAUGUCAGAUGAAAUAAAAUUUACAUCUGUUUGUGUUUUCGUUCUCGUUCGACUGCAUUUGGUAAGAGGUCGUAACCAUGCGAUACUAUUACUAUCAGCAAUAAAUUAAAUUUCCUGCUUGUUUUUUUUUUUCA
Messenger RNA from Sesamum indicum (sesame), 2599 nucleotides. Its product is annotated as protein SIEVE ELEMENT OCCLUSION B. Gene Ontology annotation, biological process: phloem development. NCBI's taxonomy places the organism in Eukaryota, Viridiplantae, Streptophyta, Magnoliopsida, Lamiales, Pedaliaceae. The record is from RefSeq and is a predicted model, not a curated record.